Molecule: messenger RNA, 3662 nt
Organism: Salmo salar (Atlantic salmon)
Lineage: Eukaryota; Metazoa; Chordata; Actinopteri; Salmoniformes; Salmonidae
Source: RefSeq, a predicted model, not a curated record
UUCUGAUAGGCUAGUGUAGGGCUACCACUCUGACACGGACAUUGCUGUAAAUAAAAACUCCAAAAACAUGUCGACGACACUAACACGCUUCAAGUGCGGUGCAUUUCUUCGGCUCUUGGCCAGCGGGAUUCAACCCUGUAUUUUUCGACAACAUCAAAGUAGUCGCGCUAAUCUCAGGCGGCUGCUUUCCAACACACAACCAGGAGAGAAUGUUCAACCACUGGAGGGUGUUAAAGUCCUAGACCUCACAAGGGUACUGGCUGGCCCAUUUGCCACAAUGAUACUGGGAGACCUGGGUGCUGAGAUUAUCAAAGUCGAGAGACCAGGUGCUGGGGACGACACCAGAUCAUGGGGACCUCCGUUUGUUGGUGAUGAGAGCGCUUAUUUUCUCAGUGUCAACAGAAACAAAAAGAGCGUUGCUGUAAAUCUCAAAGACCCAAGAGGAGCCAAGAUAAUCUUAGAGCUUGCAGGGAUGUGUGACGUCCUUGUGGAAAACUAUCUUCCUGGAAAGCUUGCUCAGAUGGGCCUUGGCUACGACGAUGUACACAAAGCAGCCCCGAGACUGGUGUAUUGCUCUAUUUCAGGCUAUGGACAAACUGGGCCGCUGUCCCAGCGACCAGGGUAUGACUCAAUCGCCUCUGCUGUCUCUGGCAUGAUGCACAUCACUGGCCCUGAGGAUGGGGACCCAGUUAGGCCGGGCGUCGCAAUGACUGACCUGGCCACAGGACUCUACGCCCACGGAGCCAUCAUGGCCGCCCUGCUGCAGUGUCACAGGACAGGAAGGGGUGUUCACAUUGACUGCAACCUGCUUUCCACCCAGGUGGCUUGUCUCACACACAUUGCUGCAAAUUACCUAAAUGCUGGGAGGGAAGCCAGGAGAUGGGGAACAGCCCAUGAGAGCAUCGUUCCAUAUCAGGGUUUCAGAACCAAAGAUGGAUACCUGGUUGUGGCUGCGGGCAACGACAAGCAGUUUGUCAAAGUGUGCAAAAUGCUAGGCCUGAAUCAUCUGUCUGACGAGCCCAAGUACAAAAGCAACACACUCAGAGUGCAGCAUCGCCAAGAGCUGCUUCACAUCCUCUCCCAGAGGUUCUUGGAAGAGGUGACAGGCGAGUGGCUGAGGAGGUUUGAGGGGACAGGCGUGCCCUGCGGCCCCAUCAACAACAUCCAGCAGGUGUUCUCCGAACCACAGGACUACAUUCCCAAAUAUGACAAUGCACUACGACGGAGAGCAUUUGUGAGAGCCGGAUUGAGUAAAACACACAUGAAAACAUUCACACUGGAACAUUGCAAUAUAUCUCUGUCCUCCUACUUCUUCUUUUUCCCAAACAAAAGCAAACACGCCUGAUUAACAUGGUAACAAGCCAGCCUGGCGGAGCUGGCAAACCUGCUCCUCAUUCAGUCCAGUCAGCUGACAUGAUAGAUUGAUCUCCUCACUUUUCCCAGCCUAUAACACUGAAGUGGUAUGUUUUGCCCCUGCCCUCCAAGUGUAGCGGUUAAGAUGUUCCGCUAUUCAUCUGUUUUCAUUUGCUUUCUGUGCCAACUGUUAGAUAGAUAGAUCCAGAUUGGAUCAAAGAGUUACUUAGGGUUUGGGAGCAACAGCUUUGUCACCACCUGGCCCGCAAUGAAAUGUCAUAUUCAGAAGACGUCCAUUAUAUGACUCAUUGACAUGUUUCUCAGAGGGCUGUGUGUGCUGUGAACCAUCUGAGCAAGUCAUAUUGCCUUGUGCUUUGAGUCACAAUGUUACCUAAGCUGCUCGUUGACCGGCCUGGGUCUCCACCUAGUUGUUCUUUGAAACGUCCAUCGAGAGCAGAUCGGGCUGUGGCUUUCCCAGGCUGCCGCAACGCCUCUUUGUCGCGGCGCGGAGACCACAUCCCCCAGACAAUGCCCCAGAACAUUCACCACCACAACAAAGAUGACUUUGAAAUGCUGCUUUGCCGAAUUGUCAAUGGAACUGAGCCUCCGGGGGAAAGGCUGCAUCGGUUUCACAGACUGUCGUGUAAUACCACGCGUUGCCGGAGAGCACACGUGUGCCGGAAAUCCAGGCUAGAGGGCAAGAGAGAACAAUACAGCGUGUGUCUCUGUGGCUAAUGUAUAGACACGGAACCACAGCACCAUAACAAAGUGGCACACCGCCGUGCCUACAUCUGCUGAUUGACCGUUGACACCAAAUAGUGCAUCUGGACCAUAUAACCGCCAGAGAGAGGUACAGUGUAUCUCUCUAUUACUGUCUCCCCCUGCAGAGAAACCUCCAACAUCCUAAUUCACUUUUGAAAUCAGUGGUAGCCGUCUGCUCAGACUAAGAAAAGACCCGGUCAGAGGGUGAAGGGUGAGGAAGAGUGAUUAGCUGACAGAGGGGAUUGUUUAGGGGAGAGUGCAAUUGAAUAAAAGAGAAAACAGAUGGAAUGGAAGAGAGGGAAUGCAAAGAGAGGACACAGAGAGAGUGGAUGGAAUGAGUGGGAGAGGUUAGUAUGAGGAAAGCAGAUUUGGGGCGGGGGUGACCUGAUGAAAGUGGUGCGAAUCCCUUCAGGUUGAUGAAUGGACAAUCUUGGGCAGACAAACAAGUCCUGAUCUGUCCACAGAAAUGUAGGCCAACAUAGUGCCUACAUAAUCAAUCAAUCCCUCAUGGAAAAACCACAUGAAUUUCACGUGAUAACGUGACAACAUAUGAAACAAAAUGUGAUUAGCAUGUGAAGCAACAUGUGAUAACAUAGAACUACACACGUGACAACAUGUGAGGACAUGAUCUCAUGAAAUUAAUGUGAAAUAAAUGUAUAAACACGGGGAUACAACAUUUCAACGUGAUACCGUGAAAUUACACGUGACGACAGAUGAGCACAUGUGAAAGCCCAGGUGUCAAAUGUAAUUUCUAAUAUUUUACUUUAAAAGACAUAAUUGACAUGAAUUCAAUUUAAACAGUUAUGGUUCCAUGCAGGUAUUGUCUAGUUCCCGGUUUGUUCCAGGGACGUCCUAAAAUGUGUUUUUAGGAUGUUCUCAAUGUUGUGUCAUGGUCCCUUGGAGGUUUUUGUCUAGUUGCGUUGAAAAUAUGGUAAAUUUACAACAAGUUACUCUAAUUUUACAGCUAAAUGAAGGUGUUGAUGUGAAAGGACAGUAUACUACCAUAUGCUGAUUACUUGGGACUCAACCUCACUUGGAGUUUGAGCUCACAACCUCUGUUGCUAGCUACCUAAAGUUCCUACUGGACCACCAGGUCUGUGGACAUAAUGGAGAUUGGCUAUAUAUUUAUUGACAAAAAUAAUUUUCUGCACUUUGUCUAAAGUUGCAGUAAAAAUAAAGUAAACAUAUACAACUUGGUGUUAUUUCUAUAAAAUGACAGUAUGCUGCCUUAUUCUGAUUUCAAUUACUUAAAAAUAUUGUAGAAUUUUGUGCUGUGGCCACAAUUGGGACUCUGCUUUAAAUGGGAUUUGAACUCAUAACCCCUGGGUUGCUAGCAACCUGAAAUGUCCUGCUACAGUGCAGCUACACCACCAGGUCUGAGAGCAUAAAUGAGAGAUGGCUACAGACCUAUUGGCAAUAACACAUUUCUGCACUUUGCAAAAAGCUGCCCACGAUCAAGUAAAUAAUUGUCCAAUUAUCACCACCAACAUUACAUCAACGUAAAGCUCUACAGACUUUUGAACUCAUGGCUUUGUUUUUUUCUCUGA